AACUCGCCGCGCACAGCGAGCUACAGUGCGGGUGACCACAGGACUCGCUUUUUCGGAGCCGCCGCGUGCGUUUGCUGCCGAUGGCCGAUGUAUUGUGUAUACAUGUAUGCCUAUACACCAUUACACCAAGAAGCACACACACGCCAUAUUGCCAAACGAAGACGGAGCCAGCUCCGAAAGCGCAAGUCGGAGCUAGAGGGAAACAAACUGUAGCCAGAGAAGGGGAGGGGGUAGAGAGCUGGAGUAGCUACUGGCUAUAGCCGCGCGCAGCAGCGGCGCGCAUCUCGCUCCGCCGGCAGCGCUCUUUCUCGCCGCCUCGUCAGAAGGGAACCAACAGUGCAAGCGUAAGGACGGGAGAACAUCUAGGUUCGGCAGCGGCGUGUCCAACACCUUACACACACCACCAUCACCACCAUCUCUCCAUCGAGAUAUCAUCAACAACAACAACAACAACAACAACAACAACAAUAAAAAACGACAACGUCGUGAACAUCAAGUUUAAAAGACAUUAACAUCGACAACAACCGAAACAUGGCUGAUGCAGAGAAGCAGCCCGAGCAACAACAGCAGCAGCCUGCCGCGGCGGCAGCGGGCGGAGCGGCCAGCGCGCCAGCGGCCCCGGCCGGAGCCACGGCUACCCAGCAACAGCAGGGCCAGCAACAAGCCCAGCAACAGGGUCAGCAACAGCAGCAGGCCAAGGCUGCCCAGCAGCAGAAGACCAUCAUCGCUAAUAAAGUUACCGGGACUGUAAAAUGGUUCAACGUAAAGAGUGGCUACGGGUUUAUCAACAGAAAUGACACCAAAGAAGACGUCUUUGUGCAUCAAUCUGCCAUCACUAAGAACAACCCGAAGAAAGCAGUGCGCAGCGUCGGCGAUGGGGAGGUCGUCGAGUUCGACGUGGUGAUCGGCGAGAAGGGUAAUGAAGCGGCCAAUGUGACCGGGCCGGACGGCGAGGCCGUCAAGGGCUCGCCCUACGCGGCGGACAAGCGCCGUGGAUAUCGGCAGUACUACAACAGACGCGGUGGCAGCGGUGCCCGACCAAUGCGCAGACCCCGCGAGGGCCAGGAGGGCUACGAGUCCGGCGAGGGCGGUAAGACCGGGGACGAGCAGAGCGGUGGCGAGGGUGGCGGCAGCCAGCAGCGCCGUUACAGGCCACGCCGGCAAUAUGACGGCUACUACAAGGGCGGCAGGCGAGGCCCGGGCGGCCAACAGCAGGGCGAGAACGGUGCUGGCAGCGGCAACGAGGGUGCCGGCCAGGGUGAGCAAGCGGCUGUUGACGGCGAGGGUGGCAACCAGCGCGGCACACAGCGAGUCCGCGGUGGACCUUCAAGGCGCUUCUUCCGACGCAACAACUUCCGCGGCGGACGUGGAGGUGGCGCAGGAGGACCGGCCAGGCGACCCCGCAGCCAAGACGGCCAGUCGGAGCAAAAGUCGGAUGCACCUGUACAAAAGGAUGCACCUGCCACUGCCCCCGCUCCUCAGGAGAGCCAGCCAGCACAAAACAACGCAUCUAACAACACCGCCGAAGGCACUGCUUAACCAACGACAGUCGUCGCCACAGUAAAAUCACCAUCCCUCUCUGUAUAACAUUUCUAUCUGUUAUAAAGAACGAGGCGACGGAAACAAAGUAAAAAUAAUUUAAACAAAAAAACAAAAAAAAAUCAACCACAAAAGCUAACAGCAAGCAGCAGCAACUAAAAGCAACAGCAACAUUCUAUAACAAUCGUUAUUAAAAAAUCCAAAAAAAGUGAGAAAAAAAAGAUUACCAGCAAACUCUACUCCACAGUCUCCCCACGAAACUCAAAGUAAAAUAACAAGCUGAAAUUGCGGUACGUGAAUGCCAAAAUCAUGGAAAAAGUGAGUGCUAGUUAGAUUAAAAGCAAGUUUAAAGUUUUUGGUAAUCCAGCAACGAAAAAUAACGUUGUCAUGGUAUUAGAGCGAAAGCUAAAAGAAGCAGUUAGAUCAACGUAGCAAGCCCUAAGAUGAAGACACAUUUAUACACCUUAAACACCUUUGUCCAUUACACGCGUUCUUAUUUUUCAGUUUACUUUUAAUGGUUGCGUCCUCGUUCAUCAUUGUAUUUGUGUUCUCGGCUUUUACUCGAAAACGGCAUAUAGAUUUGCGCGAACAAUAUUCACCAUUCUAAUAAUGUUCACCUCCGAGAACCACGCAACUGCUGAUUACUGCUGUCGACUCGAGCAAGUAGUACUGUAAUUUCUGCUAUUUAAUGCUAAAGUCAGCUUACAUUAUUAUUCUUAUUACUAUACUUCGUGGUGCGAAUAAGAGAAACGAGACAAUUAGCGGUGGAAUAGUCGCAUUAAAAAAAAAAUGGAAAAAAAUGUAACGGGAGGGAGGGAAGUCUUGUUACAACCUCUGAUUACACUUAUCUAUUUGACAGCAAUAAAUACUUUUGGCUUUAAAAACUCUGAUAGGCGCACGAUGCGCUGUCAGACCUAAUUUUUUAAUGUAAAAGCCAAAGGCGAGCGAGACAGAGACUGCGUACCGAAUUUUGUCAUACGUCAAUGCAAGGGAAAGACUUCAAAAAAGGUUUCACAAUUGAAUCGGACGAUCAAUCACCUUUAUGUUCUCGUUAUUUUUAUAUCGUUUCCUAUGUUCGCCAAUUUUGUCCAUCCGAAAUGUGGAUUCCAAUGGUCUUAAACGAUCCUUUUGUUUAUUUUUUCUUUUUUUUGUUUUAAUUCUUACUUAUAUUGUUUGAUAUUUGUACUUGUCGCGUGACUAUAUUUGAUACGAUGUAUCGCUUAUUCGAAAUUCGUUAGAAAGUCAAUAACGAAAAGAAAUCAUGGAAUUUGAAAAAUUUUUAAUUAUUGUAACGAAUUCGGACGAGUUAUCGAAACGAUGCUAGUAUCAUUGUUAUAAACGACGAAGAACAAUAAAGGAUGACUGUAGAGAUGUUCGCUCUCGAUCGCUGACGCAAUGGCGUUCCCUUAUUUUCGCGGUACCCCUGGCGGGUCGUAAUAUACCAUUCGGCGUUUCUCGAUUUUAGAAACGAAAUUGUAAUUUUCAUGACUUGUUGGACUUGUGCGUAUUUGACAAAAAUAGAUAAAUAAUGGACAAGUUCGACGAGCGAAAAAUUUUCUCACAUAUGUAAUAACAUUAAACGGUAUACGUAAAAGCGCAAUUUUGCAUUUUGAUAAAAACUUAAUGCAUUCGAAUUGUCAACGUGCCGUUUAUCUUCUUCAGAAAGUUUACUCGUGCGCAUUUUUCCGUAUAAAAAAAAUUGAAUAAUGAUUGACAAUGCCACGCGCCAUUUUGUCAAAGAAAAGAAAUGUGAAAAAUGAAAUAAUUUGUACAAAAAAUGCAUGGUCUUUUUUACAAAAAGAAAAGAAAAUCCUAUAGUUUGUAGCAUCGUCCACGAAAUAAUAAAGUGUACAAUUUUCUUUCUAAAAAAAACUAAUCAGAUUCGUAA
This is a messenger RNA of Nasonia vitripennis (jewel wasp), 3427 nucleotides long. It is a transcript of the gene yps, whose product is annotated as Y-box-binding protein 1. NCBI's taxonomy places the organism in Eukaryota, Metazoa, Arthropoda, Insecta, Hymenoptera, Pteromalidae. The coding region runs from base 532 to 1539 and encodes 335 amino acids. Gene Ontology annotation, molecular function: nucleic acid binding. The record is from RefSeq and is a predicted model, not a curated record. The transcript has 7 exons. Gene Ontology annotation, biological process: regulation of gene expression. Gene Ontology annotation, cellular component: nucleus.